Messenger RNA from Diversispora eburnea, 573 nucleotides. NCBI's taxonomy places the organism in Eukaryota, Fungi, Glomeromycota, Glomeromycetes, Diversisporales, Diversisporaceae. The record is from the annotation of a GenBank genome assembly.
AUGCUUGGAAUUAUAACCUACGCAAUAGUUACUAUUUUGUUCUUUGGUAAUAAUAUAUGUGGGUUGACUUCGAUGCUUUUACCUAAAUGGUUAGUUUUCGAAAGCCCAAGACCAUAUCGUACAAUAACAAAUUAUGGUUUAUUUAAGAAAUGUUCAAGUUUAAAUGAAGAAGGUUGUCGAGCAUUUCCAUUAGAUGAAUAUGGAGAUUGUGAUGAAGAUUUUUUUUGUCAAGAAUGGAAUGCAGCUAGUGUUGAUAUGAUACUUGCAAGUAUCGUAGGGGGUGUAACUCUUUUUUAUUUAAUUUACGUAUUAUUUGGAGAAACAACUCAACGUGAAGAUGCAUGGAAAUAUAUUACGGGAUCUAUCGUAUUAAUGUCAUUACUUCAAAUAUCAACAAUCUCAAUGAUCGCUCAUCUAUACAAUAAAUCUGAUAGAUUUUAUUAUGGUGUAAAAUUUGAUGUUAGUUUUAUGUUAGCUUCUGGUUCAGCAGCAUUUAAUUUUAUGUUGGCUUGUAUAAUAUUUAUAGUGGGAUAUAAAUCAAGUAAUGGUAAUGGUUAUGAACCUAUUGAAUAA